Messenger RNA from Ctenocephalides felis (cat flea), 2613 nucleotides. Its product is annotated as tyrosine-protein kinase hopscotch-like. Gene Ontology annotation, biological process: intracellular signal transduction; peptidyl-tyrosine phosphorylation; cell differentiation. The record is from RefSeq and is a predicted model, not a curated record. The transcript is spliced from 17 exons. Gene Ontology annotation, molecular function: ATP binding; cytokine receptor binding; non-membrane spanning protein tyrosine kinase activity. NCBI's taxonomy places the organism in Eukaryota, Metazoa, Arthropoda, Insecta, Siphonaptera, Pulicidae. Gene Ontology annotation, cellular component: cytosol. Bases 17 to 2512 code for a protein of 831 amino acids.
UGGAUACUACAGAUUGAUGGUUAAAUGGACUUUUAAUUUAUGUAAGGAAUUAGCGACACCAUCUUUGAAAACUUUACAUUUAAGGAAAUGUCAUGGACCAGUUGGAGGUCAAUUUUCUUAUGCUAAGUUAGCAGAAAAAAGGAAUAACAGAUAUGGAAGUUAUGUAGUUAGGGAAUGUGAGCAAUAUUAUAAUACAUAUUAUAUCGAUGCUUGUUCUGAAAGUGGAAAUCCAGAAACUUUCAAAGUUGAACUGCAAAGUGAAAAAUGGAAGCUUUAUGUAGAUCCAGAAAGUAAAUCAUACAAUAGCUUAAAGGAUUUAAUUACUGAUCACAACGAUCCAAGAAAGAGACCUUAUCUUAUUGAUUGUGUACCUCCAUCAGAAUAUGAUAGAUCACCUUUAUUGCUGUGUGAACCUAAAUUGUGUGUUGAUAGUAAAGCUGACGUUAAUGAUUUUCAAGAUUUACUAAUUUCACCUCACUGCAUUAAUCCAAGAGAUAUUCAAUACUUCAAAAGUUCAGCGAAGAAUACUUGUGGCGGAAGAAUGUGUUUCUACCGUGCUAUGUGGAAAGCAGCACCAGGCAAAAAAAUGGAAGUCGCAAUGAAAGUUCUUAAAUCUGAACAUACUCAAGAUAAUCUUAAGGAGUUUAUUGAACUUUGUGGAAAAUGGGCAUUUGUCAAGAAUUCUGCAUUGGUGCGCCUUUACGGCGUAACAUUAUCCAGCCCAGUAUCAAUGGUUAUGGAAUAUCUUAGUUCUGGUCCUUUGGAUCAAUAUUUGCGAAAAAAUGGAUCAAGGAUACAAGAGGUUGAUAUGGUUGAAGCUGGUUCUCAAUUAGCCACAGCGCUAUGGAAUUUGCAUGAAAAUGGUAUAGUACACGGAAAGAUCAGGUGCAGUAAACUUAUGGUAGCAAGUUACGACAGCAAGAGCUUUGUUGUAAGGCUAUCAGAACCAGGAUUAAACAUUACUUACACAGAUGCAGACAUUCAUUGGAUACCACCAGAGUUUCAUAAUAAUUUUGAGUUUGUUAAAAAAAGUACUGUUGCUGAUGUUUGGGCAUUUGCAACUACACUUUGGGAAAUCUUUUCAUUGGGAUCUGAAAUUAGUGAUGUAAGUUUUGGAGAGUGUAAACAAUUUUAUUUAUCUGGACGACGAUUGCAUAAACCGGAUGCUUGUCCUGAUGAUGUAUAUCUGCUCAUGAAGAACUGUUGGAAAAUCGAUCCUCAUAGUAGAAUACAAUCGCAAGAAAUUAUGCGAGAUAUGAAUCAAAUUUUAUAUGGAGUUUUUAACUCUAGAAGAACACACUCUUAUAGCACUGUAUACCCCAAAGGUUUUCGUGAUGUAAAUGGCUCAAAACAAAGUAUAUUUUCAACUGCAACGGAUGACACAUUUUUAAUACGAGAUGUUUUUUCUGCGCAUGAUAUGGAACGUGAUAAUAAAUCACUUACAUCAGAUAUCAGUGGAAGCAAUGGAUUUUCAAUUUGGGACAAGGAUGAUCAAUUUGAUAGUUCAACAAUAUCUUGCAAUCUUACAUCGAGCCCUUCACUAGAUCUGAUGGAUGCAAUGCAAAUUAUAUUUGAACUCAGCUCAGAUUGUAAUUUAGUAUUGCAGGGUCGCAUUGGGCAGGGUUUUUAUGGAGAAGUGUAUAGAGGAAACUUGGAAAGGGAUAAAGAUACUGAACCACAGUUAGUUGCUGUAAAGAAAUUGAAAACUAAUGCUCUAAAUUCAUGUUUACAAGAUUUUGAAAGAGAAAUUGCAAUUAUGAAGACUUUAAAACAUCCAAAUAUUGUUGAGAUCCUAUGUGUAUUUGAUGAACCUGAAAUAUCAUUAGUAAUGGAGUAUGUUGCCAAUGGUUCAUUACAAAGUUAUUUAAAAAUACAUCGUGAUAAAAUCAAACAACCACAGUUAUUGAAGUAUGCUCUAGACAUCGCUGAGGGAAUGGAAUAUCUUGGAAAAAAGCACAUAGUACAUCGAGAUUUAGCUGCUCGAAAUAUAUUGGUAGCUAAUGAAAAUUUAGUGAAAAUAUCAGAUUUUGGAUUAGCACAAGUUACUGGAGGCAAAGAAGAUUACUAUAUUCUGAAAACGAAUAGAGAUCUCCCAAUAAAAUGGUAUGCUCCAGAAAGUUUGUGUGAUGGUAAAUUUUCAUCCCGAUCUGAUGUGUGGUCCUAUGGUAUUACAAUGUUCGAAAUGUUUUCUUAUGGGGAGGAUCCGGUUCUGCCAAGUAUGUCGACAGUUGCAGCUUUGUCAUCAUCUGGAUUCAAUAAUUCAAAUUCUCAACUUCUUGGAGAAGUUGACAGUGUUAAUACUGAACCACCACAACACACCAUGUUCAAAAUUUUAAAAAGUGGAGAAAGACUGAAAUGUCCCAAAAGGUGUUCUAAUGAGAUUUAUUUAGAAUUAAUGCAUUCUUGUUGGAAAUUUUCACCUUCAGAGAGACGAACUUUUUCUGAAUUAACUGUUGUUUCUAGUGAAUUAUUAAGAAGAUCUAAAAAUGAAUUAGGAGACUUUUUAGGUUAAUAUACUAAACCUGGGAUAGCCUUACAAUAUACUCAACUACACAAUUAGAAUUAAAUUGGAUUAAGUAGUAAUAUUCUCUAAAUUUUAUUAGUUUGAUUUAU